Plasmodium falciparum 3D7 is the source of this 3774-nucleotide messenger RNA. RefSeq lists its product as uncharacterized. The coding region runs from base 1 to 3774 and encodes 1257 amino acids. Lineage: Eukaryota; Apicomplexa; Aconoidasida; Haemosporida; Plasmodiidae. The record is from RefSeq and is a predicted model, not a curated record. The transcript is spliced from 2 exons.
AUGAUUAUAUUUAAAAGAUAUGCUGAAUUUGUUUGUCUAUGUAAAAGCAGAAAUGAAGAAUGCUUAAUUUUAGCAAAUGCUAUUACCUAUAAAGAUAAUAUAAAAGAACAAGAUAAAAUUGAAGGUAUAGAAAUUAAGAAAUAUAAUAGUUGUCAUUUUAUUUUAGAACGUAAAAAGAUAUGGAUAUUCAAAGAUUUAAUUGAUAAUAUUAAAAUUUAUAAUAAAGAAAAUGAAAAUAUCGAAAUAAAUGGUAUGUUUUGCUUUUCUCUUACAAAUUAUGAUAAUUGUGAAGAUUCUAUUUUAUGCAUAAUAGUAUCUUCUUAUUUUUUAUUGUUUUUUUCUAUAACAGAAUUAUCAUUUUUACAUUUUACUACAUUAGAAAAAAAAAAUUAUAAGCAAAAUAACAUUUUUAAUUGGUUUUUUAUAUGCACAAAGACGGAAUAUUUAACGCCGGUGUUGUUCAUACAAGAUAAAAAAGAUGAAAUAUAUAUAUACUUUUUACAGGAAUAUAUUAAAAGUAAAGGAAUAAGGGGAUAUAAUAAGUGUUAUUUAUUCUUAAAUGAUUAUUUAGUUUCUAUAGAAAAAGUUCCAAAUAUAAAAAAAAAUGAUCAUAUUGAUUUGAAGGAGAAAAAAAAACUUCCCUCUUCGCAGUAUAAAAAGGACAUUUUACUUGAAGAUGAGAAAAAACAUAACACGCAACAUGUUGAUUCUUUAAAAUUAACAGAUCUUAAUACCAAAAUGACAAAGGGUCAUACACCAUUUAUUUUAAAAAAAAAUAAAACAUAUACUUUGUAUAGGAAAAAAGAAUAUUAUAACACAAAAAGGAGUGAUCAGAUUAUGGUAAUAGAAAAUAAUGUAAAUAAAAAUUCAAUAUAUAAUAAAAAGAAAUAUGAUGUAUGUACAAGUAAUCAUAAAAAAAACGAUCCCUUUUGUAACAUAUAUAAUUAUGAUAAUAACCAUCAUCACAGAUAUAAUUAUUUUCAUCCUUUAAGGUUCACACAAAAACGCUUAAAUGACUAUGAAAAGAAUUCUAAAAUAGUAGAUAAAAAAAAUAAUGAAAUACGGAAUAAUAUACGCAUAAUAAAAAAUGAAAGUACAUUAAAUACUUGUGAAAUAUUAAAAAAAAAUUUGGAUUCUUAUCCAUAUAAUAUAAAUAAUUCUUUGGAAGGGAAAAAAGAAAAAGGUAUUAUAUUCAAGAUAAAAAAGAAAAAAAGAAAAAUUGUAUUUAAUAAAUGGUUAAAACAAAAUAAUUUGGAAAAGGUAUCACCACACAAUUUUAUUGUAAAUAAUAUUAUAACAUAUAGUUUAGAAGAAAAAGAAGAAAGAUUUGAUAACAAAAAUGAAAAGUCCCUUUUUGAUAAUUUAAAUAGGAGAAUGAUAUGUAAUUAUUGUAUAAAUUUUAAUAAUAAAACGAGCUAUUGUAUAUCCCUAAUUUUAACAACAAGAAAAUGUACUUUUUACAUAUUUAAAUUAUGUUUUUCAUGUUAUAUGUUAAAAUAUGGUUAUUGUAUUAUUGAUUUAUCAAAAGCUUGUCUAACCAAUUAUGUUUUAUUACAAAAAGAGGUUAGUGUGUAUCGUACAAAGAUGAUUUAUAUUGAUAAUAAAAUAAGAAAAAAUGAUUGUAAUGAUAUGAAUUGUUGUAAAAAUAACACAUUAUAUAACACAAAUAGUUACAACAAUAUAUAUCAGGAAAAUGAAAAGAAAUUCUUGGAAUAUUAUGAUUUAUCAAAUGAUAACAUUGAAAUUAGUAAAAAAUAUUUUAUAGGUAAAAAGGUUGAAGAUAUUAUAUACACUUAUAAUAUAUUAAAAACAAUGAAUAAAAAUAUAUUAGGCAUAGGAACUAAUAUGGGACAGUUAUAUUUUUAUAUGUUAUCAUAUAAUAAAAAAGAAAAAUUAGUAUGUACCUUUUUACAGAAAUGUUAUUUCAAUUUUUCUUUAUUAUCCUUUCUAUGGUUAAAAAAUGAAAGAAAGAAUCUAUUUUUAUUUCAAGAUAAUUGUAAUAAGAUAUAUAUUGGCGAAUUAAUAGUAAAUAAUAGUAAUAUUCCUCUACAAAAUGACAAGAAUUGUGUUAUAAUUUAUAAUUUUUUUAUAAAAUUAACAGGGGACGACAUAUUUUAUACUAUUCCUAGAGAAUUUUUUUGUAAAAAGAAAAAAUGUUUCUGUUGCAUUUUUUCUAUGGAUUCUUUUUUUUUAACGUUUAUGUGUAGGAAAAACAAAUUUUAUGUACUAGUAUUGAAUUUAUAUUUGUAUCCUUUUUUCAGGUACUCUCUAAAUAAUAUAAAGUUAAAUAUAUUUAUUCAUAACAAUAGAAUUUAUCAAUGUGGGCAUAAUAAUAAUAAUAAUAAUAAUAAUAAAAAUAAUAAAUAUAAUAAAAACAAUAAUUUUGGCCAUCAUCAUCAAAAACAACAUUAUUAUUAUACUUAUAUUUUAUCCAGUCAGAAAAAUAUAAAAUUGAUCGAUGUAGUAGAUGUAACAAAGAAAGUACGACCUAGCUUAUUGGUAUCUAACACAUUUGUAUCAGAAGAAAAGAAAUAUGUAUAUAACAAAAGAAUAUUAUUAUUACAGUUUGUUUUAAUUCGUUUUUAUUCAAACACAUACAUGUAUAAUAAAAAAUGUUGUGGUCAUCUUCAACUAAAAAAUGUUGAAGAAUUGUCGAAGUUUGAUUGUUUAUUAAUAAAUAUGGGAAUAAAAUUUCGAAUUAUUUAUAUAUUUAAAAAAAUCUUAAGUGCCUGUUUUUUUAAGAGGAAUAAAAUUGUUGUAUUAAAAAGAAGGGUGGGAAUCUAUACUUAUGAUAGUUCUAAAGAAAAUAGAAAAAAAGAAGAAAAAAAAAAUUGCUUGUAUUUUUCCAUACUGAUAUUUUAUGAUAUAUAUGAAACAUCUAUAAUAAAUAAAAUGAGAAUCAAAUUAAUCAGACAAAAAAUACAUCACGUUUUUGUUCAUCCUCAAUUAAAGGAUAUUUUAUUUUUUUGGUCUAAUGAUAAAGGAGGGGUAUUAUAUUAUGUGUCUUUGAAAAAAGAGAAGGAACAAAUUAACAAUGAGAAGAAUAUUUUAAAGUUGAAUUUUUUAUUCCAAUUAAUAAAAAAUAAAAAGAUGAGUAUGCCCAUUCAUUUAAUUGAAUGGUUUACAAACAUGGGGAUGAAUAGAAUUGAUGAGAAAAGAAGCAAUGAUAUAUUAUCUCUUAUAUUAUUAACACCGUAUUACUUUCUUAUAUUUGUGUUUCGUAAUUUGAAAGGAGAAAUUAUUAUUAUUGAAAAAAUUAUAAAACUAGAUUUGAGGAAGGCUUUUCUUAGUAACGGCCUCAUAAUUGAAAGUUUAAAAAUAAAAAAAAGGAAAUUAAGGAGAGAACUUCGAAGGGAUAUAAAAAAUGAAGAACCUAAUGAAGAAAAGGGAGAAAGAACAGAUGAGACAAAAAAUAAGGGUAAUAAUAAAGAAAACUGUAGUGAUAUAACUUUUGCUCUUUCAACUAAUAUGCAUAUAAUACAUCUAUUCAGUUAUAAUUUUUUAUAUAAUGACGAAAUGGUCUAUAUAAAAACAAUAAAACGAAAAGGAUUCCAUAAUAUUUAUAAUAAUAGAACGGAUACAGACAAGGAAAAACAUAUAAUUUUUAAUAUAUCAUCUAAUUCAUUAACAUAUAUUAUAUUGCUUUCAAAAAUUAAUAAUUAUGACGCUUCACCUUUAUGGAUAAAAGUAAAGCAUCAUAAGGAUUCUGUGGUAAAAAAAAAAAAAAUAUAUAUAAAAGCAAUGAUAAAUAAUUUUAUAAUUAUAUGUAAAUAA